AUGCACAGUGUUGGAAGUCCAAAACUGUCCAUGGGAAAACAAGAGGCUUUCAAGAUCUUCUUAAGGGACCACAAAGACCGUCAGACAAUCGAAGAAAACAAGACACAAGUCAUGCAAAGGUCGAUUGAGGCCAAAGGACUCGGUGAACAAAUGAACGAAACGAGAACCAGAUUAACUUCUUUUGAGGAUCUGAGCAUUGAUCUUUCUGUGGUGCUGGUGCGGUGUAUCACGUUAAACCUCCAGGCCUCAGAAAUCACCCAAUAUUUAGUGAAGCCGUAG
Knipowitschia caucasica is the source of this 279-nucleotide messenger RNA. The record is from the annotation of a GenBank genome assembly. NCBI's taxonomy places the organism in Eukaryota, Metazoa, Chordata, Actinopteri, Gobiiformes, Gobiidae.